Messenger RNA from Cordyceps militaris CM01, 738 nucleotides. RefSeq lists its product as uncharacterized. The record is from RefSeq and is a predicted model, not a curated record. NCBI's taxonomy places the organism in Eukaryota, Fungi, Ascomycota, Sordariomycetes, Hypocreales, Cordycipitaceae. The transcript has a single exon. The coding region runs from base 1 to 738 and encodes 245 amino acids.
AUGUCCACGACGCAGUAUCUUGUCGGCGGCGUGGUCUUCGCCUCGGCCACCCUCCUUGCCAUUGCCUACCGCGACUACAGUGCCUACUGCGCCCUCGGCGACCACGGCUUACCUGGCAACUUCAGUGGCUGGUGCACCCAGCUCAGGUUCACUCGCAACAGCCGCAAGGACACCACCGUGCCCGCGCCCUACGAUCUCGCCACCGCGGCGGCCGCCGCCGGCCCUCACUCCGCCGAGGCCUUCCUUCCGGCCCACCUCCCGGCCCGCGACGGCGCCCGGCCCAAGAUCCCGGGCUUCACCGCGCCCCAGCGCCAGGUCACCGACAUGGCCUCGGCCGCUAUGAAGGAGCGCAUGUACGGCUACCUAGAGGCCCUGACCCGGGCCAACCCCGCGCUGCUGCAGUACGAGCUGUCCACCCUCGAGGGCCCCGUGCCCGCCCUCCAGCUGCACAGGGACCAGACCCGGCCCAAGCACCUGCAGCGCACGCGCGGCGAAAUGGCACACAUUCACCCCCCAGACGGCAGCACGCACCUCUCCCUCUCGCUGGCCGACUCGCGCCGUAUCAUCGAAACGGCCUGGGGCCAGAGACACCGACUCAGCGGCACCAUGCUCGGCUGGGGCUAUACAUUGGUCUAUGCUCCCCGGAACGAGAACGAGUUCCAGCAAUGGAAAGACUUUGUGGCAGCCGCUGCCAAGUAUGCCUGCGCAGAUAUUGGAAAAGUUCAACUCGUAGUAUAA